Messenger RNA from Neohortaea acidophila, 2540 nucleotides. RefSeq lists its product as uncharacterized. Gene Ontology annotation, molecular function: carbohydrate derivative binding; L-glutamine:D-fructose-6-phosphate transaminase (isomerizing) activity. The record is from RefSeq and is a predicted model, not a curated record. The transcript is spliced from 3 exons. Gene Ontology annotation, biological process: protein N-linked glycosylation; UDP-N-acetylglucosamine metabolic process; fructose 6-phosphate metabolic process. Bases 1 to 2136 code for a protein of 711 amino acids. Lineage: Eukaryota; Fungi; Ascomycota; Dothideomycetes; Mycosphaerellales; Teratosphaeriaceae.
AUGGUGAAUCCAACAUUGCUCCUCCUCUCCCCACCGCCAUGCAUUAACCCCAUCUCCUCCCCAGGCCUCGCUCGCCUAGAGUACCGUGGCUACGACUCCGCCGGUCUUGCCGUCGACGGUGACCGCAAGAAUGAAGUCUUCGCCUUCAAGGAGGUCGGCAAGGUGGCCGCGCUCAAGAAGCUCAUCGAGGAAGAGAAGCCCGACAUGACCAAGGUCUUUGACAACCAUGCCGGCAUUGCGCACACCCGCUGGGCCACUCACGGCUCUCCAUCCAGGGUCAACUGCCACCCUCACCGAUCCGAUCCCACCUGGCAGUUUGCUGUGGUCCACAACGGUAUCAUCACCAACUACAAAGAGCUGAGGGCAUUGUUGGAGAGCAAGGGCUUCAAGUUUGAGACGGAGACGGACACCGAGGCGAUUGCCAAGUUGGCAAAAUACAUCUACGACGAGCAUCCCACCAUCGACUUCACCACCCUCGCCAAGGCGGUCAUCAAGGAGCUGGCGGGUGCGUUUGGUCUGCUCCUCAAGAGUGUGCAUUACCCCGGCGAGGUGGUGGCCGCUCGCAAGGGCUCUCCCUUGGUGGUUGGUGUGCGCACACAGAAGAAGAUGAAGGUCGAUUUUGUGGAUGUCGAAUUCCAGGAGAAUGACAUCCCAUUGCCCGCCGAGACGGCCAGCCACAACGUCGCCCUCCGCAAGACCAACAACCUGCUCGCCCCUCCAGACAAGGCCAGUCUGCUCCACCGCUCGCAGUCGCGUGCCUUCCUGUCCGACGACGGCGUGCCUCAGCCGACGGAGUUCUUCCUCUCCUCUGACCCCUCUGCCAUUGUGGAGCACACGAAGAAGGUGCUCUACCUCGAGGACGACGACAUUGCUCACAUCCACGAGGGCCAGCUUAACAUCCACCGUCUGAGCAAGACCGAUGGCACAAGCAAUGUCCGCGCCAUCCAAACCAUCGAGAUUGAGCUGCAGGAGAUCAUGAAGGGCCGCUUCGACCACUUCAUGCAAAAGGAGAUCUUCGAGCAGCCGGAGUCCGUGGUCAACGCGAUGCGUGGACGCCUCAAUCUGGAGGCAAAGACCAUCACGCUUGGUGGCUUGAGACAGCACAUGACCACCAUCCGUCGCUGCCGUCGUCUGAUCUUCAUUGCCUGCGGAACCAGCUACCAUUCAUGCAUGGCUGUUCGCGGAUGUUUCGAGGAGCUCACAGAGAUUCCCAUCUCUGUCGAGCUGGCCUCCGACUUCCUGGAUCGUCAAGCCCCCGUCUUCCGUGACGACACCUGCGUGUUUGUCUCGCAAUCUGGUGAGACUGCCGACUCGCUCAUGGCCCUCCGCUACUGCUUGGAGCGUGGCGCUCUGACCGUCGGUAUUGUCAACGUCGUCGGAUCCUCCAUCUCCAUGAUGACGCACUGCGGUGUGCACAUCAACGCCGGCCCGGAGAUCGGUGUCGCCUCCACCAAGGCCUACACCUCGCAAUUCGUGUGCAUGGUCAUGUUCGCCCUCAGUCUCGCCGAGGACCGCGCGAGCAAGUAUCAGCGACGCAUGGAGAUCAUGGAGGGCUUGGGUAGGGUCUCGGAGCAGUUCAAAGAGAUCUUGAAGAUGGACCAGGAUAUCAAGGAGUUGUGUCAAAAGUUCGUUUCGUCUAUGAAGACAGCCCCUGACUUUCGAAGCGCUGGUACUGAUUCGAUUUGCAGGUUUAAGCAUCAGAAGAGCUUGCUCUUGUUGGGCCGUGGUGCCCAACACGCCACUGCGCUGGAAGGUGCGCUGAAGAUCAAGGAAAUCUCCUACAUGCAUUGCGAGGCCGUCAUGUCCGGAGAGCUCAAGCACGGCGUGCUAGCUCUGGUCGACGAGUCUCUGCCCAUUGUCAUGAUCCUCACGCGCGACAACAUCUUUGCCAAGUCUCUGAAUGCCUACCAGCAAGUCAUUGCUCGCAAGGGCCGUCCGAUCGUCAUUUGCAAUACCGGCGACAAGGAGUUCCCCGGCGAGAAGACGGACAGGAUUGAAGUGCCGCAUACCGUUGACGUGCUGCAGGGAUUGCUCAAUGUGAUUCCGCUGCAGUUGAUGGCGUACUGGCUGGCUGUUGGCGAGGGAUUGAACGUCGACUUCCCCCGCAACCUGGCCAAGAGUGUUACGGUCGAGUAAUCCCGCGAAAGGGAGCGUCCACUCCUUACGAUGCGGUAUGGAGAGCAACGAGAGUCUGUGCCCUUGGCAUAUUAGAUGGCGCUGAAGGCGUUGGCGCGUGUUACGACUAUAGACGAUGAGGGGCUUGCGGCGGGUAUGUUUUGAUUCGUUCUGUUGGUAGAGAAUGAGAGCUUCUGUGAUUCUAUCGACUGCCUUUGCAUCAUUCUUCAAUGCGCAAGCGCGCGGUAUAUCGGGUGCAAUGAGCUAUAUAACCAACGAGAGGCCGCGCGCAUCCUUCAAUGAAGCUGUAGCGCCGAGCAGGAUGAGUGUUGUUCGAUCGAAUGGCGAUAUGUCGACAACAGCUCAACACCAAGCUGUCCUCCUCGGCGUCUCGCCGUCCAGGAUGCACUGACGCGCGCGUAGCG